This is a messenger RNA of Paramecium primaurelia, 1362 nucleotides long. The record is from the annotation of a GenBank genome assembly. NCBI's taxonomy places the organism in Eukaryota, Ciliophora, Oligohymenophorea, Peniculida, Parameciidae.
AUGAUAAAAGAUAUAAAUUUCAAGUGGAAAUUCGUCGCCAGAGAACUGAAACAUUAUUUCAAUAGAAGAGAGCUAUAUUUGUGCAUAACAAGGUUAAGAAGUUGGAGUAAUAUCAAGGACCUUGAAUUGCUUGCUUAAUUUUCUAUAGAGUGUUUCAAUCGUAGAGAAUACCAAUAAAGUAAAGAAUACUUAAAGAAAUUAAUACAUUAUGCAGAUUCUGAAUAAAGUGAAAAUUUAAAAUCAUUGAAUACAAUCAAUUAUCUAAAAGAAAUUGCAUAGAAAUGUGAUUCAGAAUAAUUUAGUUUGAUUUUAGAAAUAUUUCUAAAAAUAUGUUUACCUCAAUGUUUAUGUCCUUAAUUAUUGAAUCAAAUACAAGAAUUUUUAAGUAUUGAAAUAGUUAAUUAAUUUAUUACACUAUUAUAAAGAAUAGUUUAUAUGAAUGAAUUAGAUUCACUAAUAGAAUAGCAUAAUAUUAUUUAAUAUAUAUUAGAUAUAACAUUAGAAUUGGAUGAUUUCUAAGGAUGGUUUCUAAUAAUUGAAUAAUUAUGUAAUUAUAAUUUGAAACCUUCUCUUUAUGUAAGUUAACAUUCAUAUUCUAAUAGUUUAAGAACCUUAUCAUUCCUUGUUUAAAGUUAUUGCAAUAUGAUACAAAUCUUGUCACUCUACAAAUUAUUGAAACUAUGUGUAAUUGUAAAACUGAUAGAAGAGGAGCUAUCAAUUAUUUACUAAUCAUACCAGGAUUCAUUGAUUUAUUGAUAAAUAAUCUCUCUAAAACUUUUAAUAUCAUCAGCCAUAUUAUUGAAUAAUCUGAUGAUGGUACUACUAAAUUAAUCUAGAAGGACUUACUUAUGAAAUUAUAUAAAUUAUUAGAAGAAGAUUAAUCAUUAACAACUACAUUGAUUUAUCUCACUAUCUUAAUAUGUUUCUAUAGAAAUGAUACUAUCAUUCUUAAACUUAUAGAGUCAUAACUAUUUUAGUAUAUUCUGGCAUUAGAUGAAUAAGCUUUAAAAAAUGAUGAUUUAAUAUUGAUAAGUAGAAUGCUUGUCUAUCUAAUUAGAAGAUAUUCUAAUGAAUCAUUUUAUUUAUAUCUUAUUUAAAAAACCUUUUUUGUUAAUAUGUUGGGAUAAUUGAUUAGUAAAUUAGAAUUACAAGAAGUUUAUAAUAAUGCUAUUCAUUCAAUCAUUCAUAUGGCAUUCUCAUAAUCAAUAGAAUUUACAAAAGUAUUUAGAUAAGUAUAUAUAUGAUUUAAAUAAUUAGAGUAUUUUCAUGAAACCAGUUGAAGAACAAUUAUUAAAGAAUAAAUCUAAAGAUGCUAACAUUGAUGAUAAAAUAUAAGAAUUUUUAAAUAUUAUAUAUAAAUGA